Messenger RNA from Porites evermanni, 30011 nucleotides. NCBI's taxonomy places the organism in Eukaryota, Metazoa, Cnidaria, Anthozoa, Scleractinia, Poritidae. The record is from the annotation of a GenBank genome assembly.
AUGUUCUUCGCUCCACUGACAAGUAUAUUUUUGAUUUCAGAAUCAGCUACGUUGACACCCGAAGCAAACACUACCCAUUUUCCAACUUCAAAAGGUAACCAACGUUCUGUUGCCGAUCCAGAUUCACCAAGACCAUCAUCAUCAAAGCAGAAAAUAUUUGUUGGAGCGGGUGUUUUUGGUUGCGUCGUUUUUGCAGUAUUUUUUGGAAUUGGCAUUUAUUGUCACCAGCGAAAAAAGAAGUUAGGAAAAGGAGCUAAAUAUGGUCUUGAUUGCAGUCCCAAACAAAGCGAAAUGGCUGUGGAAUACAUUGCACCGGACCCGUCCGUUGUUGGCUCCUCACCAUCCUGCGAGUUAACUGUUCCAAUGAUGCGUCAGGAAAGUCGUAGCCUCACUAAGGUUUCCGAAGUAGACAUAACAGUGGGCGAGAACUGGGAGAUCGGCAGAGAACUUAUCAACCUGCAGGAAGUUCUCGGGGAAGGCGCGUUUGGAAAGGUCAUGAAGGCGGAGGUGUUUGGAAUUCCCAACAUGCCUUUCAGAUGCCAUGUCGCGGUCAAAAUGCUAAAAGGUGAGUUUUGUAUUUAGGUGUUGUUUAUAAAACCUAGCUUUGCCAUUGCAAUCAUUAACUUUUGUAUUUUUUGCCGCAAUGGAAAAAAGUCAAGACGGGAAAGAGAACAGGAAAAGGAAAAUAAUAAAAAAGUAAAAAAAGUUGAAAGAAAGAGAAGAAAAGCAAAAAUAUUAAGACUCAAACCCAGGACCAGAGGCAAAUAGGGUCAUACCGCCAGACCACGAAAACAAAAGAACAGAUGCUAUUUAAAGCUACCUUAUUUACUUUGAUACAGUCUUCUAGAAAUCAACUCAAGAAAAAAAAACUGUCAUCAUUUGACGAAUUGAACGAGAUGAAAUAAACGCGAAAAAAGUUUGAAGCAGCGCGACAAGCCAUAGCCGCGGAAGGCCACAGGGUAAGACAUGGCACAGGCUUAUCAGUGGCCUAGCGCAGGUUUUGUAUACACACCCGAAGUAAGCACUUCCCUUAAAAAUUUCGUAGCCGCUAAUUCUCCUACUGUGAUCUCGCUAUAGUUUGGAAAAGGAUUCUCCAAUUCCUUCCGAUACAACUACCGUGAUCCUCCCGUCUAUUUCCAAGAACGAAGUAUUCCAUCUCUUGCUAAUGAAUUGAGAGAUGGAUUGAGCAAGUGGAAUGUUUUCAAAAUGUAUGCCCCACUGCAAAAUAGCGACUUAAACUUUGAUACCUUGCCUAAGUGAAACAAAAGAACAACAACAAGACAAGAAAAAUAUGAGACAAAAACAGGCCGGUACUCGUGGUUUUUAGGCACUUUUAUACUAACGUGUUCGAAAGCGUCCGCCUCGAAAACCCCACAUCGAAACCAUCGUUUUGGAGUUGUUUCUGGUAGUCCACACUCAAAUAUCGAAAACGCCUUCCUGCAUGGCAAUGAAUCUUCGCAGUCGCCAGGUUAUUCUCAGAUAUUUGUAUCAAUAAGCGCGCCUACUCCAAGUAACAGUGCUACGUCCGUCUUUUCCCGCCUUUUUUGACUUGUUAAACAAGUGUUUAGAAACUUAAUGGAGGUCUUCUAAAACCUCCAUUUUUUUGUAGUAUGAGCACAAGCCCAGAACGCCCAAAAAGGCUUCGUUUUCAAACGAAAGAAAACUAGCGUGGUGGAGGUCAUAUAAUACUUAAAUAUUUAACAAUAGGACUGUAAUGUCAACUCCUGCAUUUCAGAGGAUGCCACAGAACUGGAACACACAUAUCUUGUAUCAGAGUUGGAGCUAAUGAAGACCAUUGGAAAACACAAGAACAUAAUCAAUUUGAUUGGCGUCUGCACUCAAGGAGGUUAGUUGACGGAGAAAUUGGGUGGAGAAAUUGGAGUUCUCCCCUACGGAAAACAAGAAAAAAUAUAUCCCUUCUGUAAACUUGAAGGUACACUCUUUGCCUGUGUUAUGAAGUAGUCUUGUGGUUAUUUUUGACAUUAUUAUCAUAAGGAUUUUUGAUGACAGUUCUGUUUGUUCUUUGUUCUUCCCGUGAUUUAAGUUUCGUUAUGUUUGGGUUUGAGAAUCAAGGUUAACCAAUAUAUGCGUUAACAGGUUUUUGAGUGUUAUUACCUUUUUAAUGGGUUUGUCGACAGAAGUGUCAUCAAGCUUGGGGUUUAAUUGAGUUUGAUUGUCAGUUUUUAAGUGGGUACGUUUUGGGACCAUUGCUGACCUUGAUUAUUACCUACAUCAGAGUUCCUGUUUUGGUUUAAGGUUUAGCCUCGUGGAUUUAGCUGUCGAGCUUUCAUUGGUUUUCUUGUAGGAUUGUUUAUUCCACUUUUGUUUACAACGGGAAAUUCGUUAGAAGUCAUUCGGAAUAGCUUUCGUAACUCUCAUGAUGAGCAAGCCUAAACGUACCUGCCUUAUGCUUAUAUAAGUUGUAUAGUUGGAUGGUUAGUAGAGGGUGAUUAGCUGUUGUAAGAAGCUGAGCUGAGGACUUUUGUCUUGCCGCCAGUAAUUAAAGGAAGAAAGUAUCAAAGCUCUGUCAGAGUCCUGGAGUACUCUCCCUAGAGGAGCUGUCCCCGUCGAAGUAACCCCUAACAUAUUUGGUGGAGAAUCCGCUUAAAGAAGUCGAUUGUGAGUGGAACAUUGUUUGUUUUUUUUUUUUAGCAUGCCUUUCUGUUGCAAGCUAGUUUAGUUCUUUUUGGCAUUUGUAAUACGUCGUUUUUCUUUGUAAAUUUAGUCUUCCGUUAAACUCUGUUUUCGUUAGUGUUUCUUGUCGCUGCAAUGGGUCAAUUUCAAUGUCGGGUUUUCUGUUAGUGUUUUGGUGGCAUUUUGCUUUCCCCAUGUUUUUGAAUAAGUACAAGUUUUGUUCUUCAGCGUUGGGAGACUUGGCUUAAUCCUGAUUACUAGGCGUAGAGCGCGUUCCCUGGCUGAACGGGCUUCUAGCCAGGAAAAUUUGGGUUUGUCUCCGAGUUCUAAUGAGUGGCCUGCCCCUCCUCCACCCGUUCCUCAGUCUAGAGAAUCAUUGUUUCACUCGUUUUUAAGGUCAGUUAGGUCUAAUAGGGCCGAGGCCCAAGAUCAAGUGUUAAGUGCAAUUCCAACUCCUAGUGAAGAUACCUCUAUAUCUUGGUGCUCUAGCAAUCAGGGCGUAAAUUCGCAAGAGGAGGUAAUUUACGAAGACAUAGUGCCGAGUGAAAUUAAUGCUAGUCGCGAUAAUGUAAGUGUUGAUUCAAUUGAGCGUAAUAGUGAUUCAUCUUCAGAUAGUGAGUUUAGUGCUUUGGAGUCAGGUGAUUUGUCUCUUGCCCCAGCCUACGCCGAGAUGGAAAAUCAGGCUAAUCAGUUGUGUCAGGCAGUUGAGCGAAUGCAGGCGUCGAUUAACUCACAAAGUAGAAACGUCAGUGUUAAGUCGUCAGUUACUUUCCCUGUUUUUAGGGGUGAUGAGUGCGAGGAUGUUCAUAAAUUUAUUAGGAAUUAUAAAAGAUCUGGUCGUUGGAAUGGUUGGGACGACGUUAAUUUGUCCUUGGGUCUUCCACUCUAUUUAAAGGGUCAUGCCAGCGUGUGGUUUAACACGUUGCCUACACCAGAUGAAAUGUCUUUUGAUGAAUUAUCCGAGGAGUUAGUUACUCAUUUUGGGUCCGGAGCCAGCGAGUGGCGUGUAAGGCAGGCACUAGGCCAGAGUCGGCAGUUAGAAAAAGAAUCUGUUGCUGACUACUCUUAUAGUCUCCGUACUCACUGUGCUAGAAUAAACUUGCCUAGAACUGAAUGGACGCAUUAUUUUGUUCAGGGGCUUCUCCCCGAAAUGCGUGAGUAUGUAGUUUUGCAGCAGCCUGAGAGUUUGGAGGUGGCCGAAAAUUAUGUGAGAUUGAAAGAGUCGGUGUUGGCUACUUCCGGUAAAAAAGAGGAAUUUAGUCCUAAGGAAGUGUCUGCGCAGAUAUUAGAGGAGCUUUCAAAGGCAAUCGGUUCCAAGGAUAAGUCACCCGCAGUUAGUGUCAUUAAUCAAAGAGAGCCCUUUGUGAGUAAGUCUGAAAUGAAACAAAUUGUUAGGGACGAGUUUCGAGAUUUAAUGGGAACUGCUAGUACUAGACCUAAUAGUUUUAAUCAACGCUAUAAACAGCCUUUUCAGUCAAGAGGUUUGCGUUCUCGUUUUGGAGACGCUAUUUGUUAUAAUUGUGGAAAGAAAGGACACACUUAUUAUUAUUGUCGUUCGAGGCCUGACCCUCGAGUUCCUCGCCGUGUGGGUAAUAGACAGAGUUAUUUUCAGCCUAAAAGUCAAGUAGGUUCUAGUUGGCAAUCUAAUCAGCAGGGAAACUAAAACGCGCCCCUGUCUCGUUGCAAAAUGAACCCGUGAUGGGGGCUUCAAAAGUUGAAAAAAAGAGUUUAAAUUUAUCGUCGGGGGCAUGCAAAACUGAUAAAUCUGCUUUCAGCAAAGUGCUUCCUGAUGGGGUUUCUGUUAUCGCGGAAAAAGAAUUUGAUGAAAAUGUUGUUGGUAAAGAUAGUGAUCAAGCUUCGUCAAAACAAUCUUUUGAAUCUUCGGAUGUUUGUCAAUUUUCGCGGUUAAGUCAAAAUAGUUUUUCUAAGCAAGGCACGUGUGUUGAAAGUAAUGUUGUGAUUAUCUUAACAAUUAUUUUUGCUAUCACUAUUAAGUUACUAGAGUUGUUUGAAGGAAUUGUCACAAGUAUCAAUGAUGUUCUUAAUCGACCGUCCAGAUUUCGUAACAAAAGUGAGUGUUUUUCUUUCGGCGCGAAUUCGCCAGUUUCUUCUGUUUCCUCUGUUGGAAAGGAGUGUCCCGAAUAUUUUUGUGGGGAAUUGAGACAAGAAAAGCCCCAAAAUUUUAAAUACGUUGUUCCCAAAGAAGGAAAAUUAACUUUUGAGAAGGUCGAUGUUAUCGAUUUUGAUCCGUUAGAUGUUGGUGAUGUUACGGUUAAAGAUGUUGUCUCUGAAGAUGUUUUGAUCAAUAAGAUAAGUGAUAGCGACGUGUAUUCAAGUGGUAAUGCAGUGAAUAUUAAAAGAGGAUCAUUUAGGUCUUCGGAAGUCGAUGAUUUGGUUACUCUUGGCAGUGAAACAAAAACGCUGACCCGAAGUGAGGUUGGUUCGCCUGCGGGCGCUUUGUUGAUUAAUUCUCCAAGUGUUGGGGAUAAACUAAAAUUAGAUACGGUUAAUGGUAUUUGUGUUCCUUUCGUGGCUGAAAAUUCUACUUUGCCUAUUAAUAUAACGGGUCACAAUUUUUAUUGUUUGAUAGAUUCUGGGGCUGCUGUCACGGCAGUCAGCGCAAAAGUGUGGCGUGAGUGUUUGAGUCACGCUUAUCCGAGUCUGGACAAGUGUAGUUCAGAAUGUGUGACCUCAGUAAAUGGGUGUCAACUGACUACAAUUGGGAAGUUGUUGGUGGAGUUUGUUAUUGAUUUUCAUGCUUUUCCUUUCGAGGCGCACGUGAUUGAGGAUUUGACUUGUGACGUAAUUCUUGGUAGAGAUUUUCUACAAAAAUUUUGUUUCACAAUUGAUUUUGAAAAUGGAACGCUGAGUUUUUUCCCUGAGUCUAAUCCUUUGCCUAUUAAGGAUGUUCAGUUAGAUGAUGAUGUUGUUAAUUCUCAAGAAACGUUUAUUUCUUCGGUGCAUGUCUCACGCACAUUCGUCAUUCCACCUCAGUCUGAAAUUCUGGUGCCAGGUAGGUUAGAGGAUUUGCCAGCAAGUGUGGUGAGUAUUAAUGGUAUGUUAGCCCCGAGGACUAAUCUUUGUCACAGGUAUUCUGUAUUUGGAGCUUCAGAGCUUGUCAGUGUUGCAGAUGAUGGAACAGUUCCCGUAAGAAUAGUAAACCCAUCCUUUCAGCCUGUGAAGAUUUACCGUAGGACUCGGUUGGCUAAUUUUGAGGAGGUAGAUCAAAACAUUGUGACUUCGGAUCCGAUAGGGAAUCCGUCUUUGCCUGAUUCAUGCAGUGACCAGUUCGAACAGAGUGAUUAUUCUGAAUUGCCUGAUUUGUCUGAUAGUGUUUUGUCUGAUGGUGAUAGAAUUAAGUUUCGGAAUUUGUUCAAGGAGUAUCGUGAUGAUUUUGCUUUUCCUGGGGAUCAAUUGGGUAGAACUUCCCUUGUUCAGCAUUUCAUAGAUACUGGUGAUGUUAUGCCGAUUAAGCAAAGGCCAUACAGAGCUUCUCCUGAUGUUAAGAAAGAGAUUGACCGUCAAGUGGACGAAAUGCUUAAGAAUGGAAUUAUUCAAGAGUCUGUUUCUCCCUGGAGCUCUCCAGUAGUUUUGGUUAAAAAGAAGGAUGGAUCGUACAGAUUUUGUGUCGAUUUUCGAAAGCUUAAUAAGGUCACUAAACUAGAUAGCUUUCCGAUGCCUUUGGUGGCAGAUGCGAUGGAUUCUUUAGCAGGCACGAGUCUCUUUUCUUGUCUGGAUUUAAAAAGUGGUUUUUGGCAAGUUCGAAUGCAUUCUGGCUCAAGGGAAAAAACAGCUUUCGCCACUCAUAAUGGUCUUUAUGAUUUUCUCACCAUGCCUUUCGGAUUAAGUAAUUCGGGAGCUAGUUUUCAGAGACUUAUGGGGCAUAUCUUAAGAGGAUUAGAGUAUCGUUUUGCUUUUAUUUAUAUAGAUGAUAUAAUCAUAUUUUCUAAGUCUGUUGAAGAGCAUUUGUCUCACCUAGAGGAGGUCUUUCGAAGGCUUCGUGAGCCUAAUGUCAAGCUUAACCCAAAGAAGUGCAAUUUCGUUAAGCAAAAGGUUGAAUAUCUAGGCCAUGUUGUGACUCCGGAUGGUAUUAGCCCCAAUCCUAACAAAGUCUGUGUUGCACAGGAAUUCCCUACGCCCUCUUAUUUGAAAGAACUUAGGAAUUUUUUGGGUCUUGCUAACUAUUAUAGGCGUUUUGUUAAGGGUUUUUCUCAUAUUGCUGCCCCUUUGAAUGCGUUGACUAGAAAGGGCGUUUCUUUCAAGUGGUCAGAACAAUGUGCAGUCGCUUUUGAUAAGUUGAAGCGUGCUUUACUUUCUGCCCCUAAUUUGGCAUAUCCCAAUUUCUGCGAGCCCUUUCUGUUGUUCGUUGAUGCAAGUUCUACGGGAAUUGGUUUUACUUUGGGUCAAGUUCAAAAUGGAAAGGAAGUAGUGAUCGCGUAUAAUGGGCGUGGUUUGAAUCAAGCAGAGAAAAAUUACAGUACGGCUGAAAGAGAAGCACUUGCUUUGAUAGAGGGGAUUAAAAAGUUUCAACCCUAUCUCCACCGUCGUAGAUUUACAGUUGUCACAGAUCACAGCUCUUUGCGUUGGCUAAUGAAUGUUAAGGAUGCGUCAGGUCGUCCUGCUAGAUGGGCUUUACUUCUUCAAUAAUAUGACUUUGAGAUAGUUCAUCGCCCUGGUAAGGUUCACGGUAACGCCGACAGUUUGUCUAGGCGUCCGUAUGUAACAUCUGAGUUCAAUUCUCUCUAGAGGGAGGAUCCACAGGUUUCAAAGACUCGAGAAAUGCAGAGGCGUGAUGUCGAGUUGAGUGAGAUUAUUGAUUUUCUUGAAAGCAAUGUGUUACCAUUUGAUGAUCAUGCCGCGCGUAAGGUUUUGCUCACCAGUAAUGCUUUUUAUGUUGGUCAUGAUGCUUUACUUUACCAUUUAGACUCUGAGCGUAGGAGUACUUCUUAUGACUCAUUUUCUCAGCUUGCUGUGCCAGCGUCGUUGAGGUUUGAAAUAUUGUCCAACGUCCAUGAUCAUGUUUCCGGUGCGCAUUUUGGUGUACAUAAAACGUUUGAUAAAAUCAAGCAGAGAUAUUGGUGGAAAGGGAUGUAUAAGAAUGUUGAGCAUUGGUGUAAGUCGUGUACUGAGUGUUCUAUGAGAAAGUCGCCUAGAAAUUCGAAGAAAUUCGAAGAAGGCCCCUUUGCUUCCAAUUCCAGUUGAGGGUGCAUUCGAUAGAGUAGCUGUGGAUGUUUUGGGACCCCUCCCACCGUCAAAUAAGGGCAAUAGGUACAUUGUGGUGUUCAGUGAUUACCUCACUCCUUGGUGUGAGGCUUUUCCAGUUCCGAGUGUUGAGGCAACAGUGAUCGCUCGUCUUUUAGUUGAUGAGAUCAUUUCUCGGCAUGGUGCCCCAAGGGUAUUACUUUCUGAUAGAGGGCAAACUUUUUGUCCAAAAUUGUAGCUGAAGUUUGCAAAAUAUUUCAGAUUCACAAGGUCUUUACUUCUAGUUACCACCCUCAGACCGAUGGUCUAGUUGAAAGGUUUAAUUCUACCUUAUGUCAGUUUCUCUCGAUGUAUGUCGCCAAAAAUCAGAAAGACUGGGAUGAUUUUAUUCCACUUGUUUUAUUUGCUCAUAGGACUUCCGUUUUAGAAGUAAUCGGCGAUUCCCCUUUUUAUGUUUUGUAUGGGCGCGAACCCCGUUUGCCUACUGAUGUUAAGUAUUUGCGUCUGGAUUCCGAUAAUAUGUCUUCCACAGUUUUAGAGUAUCGUAAGCGUGUUGUUGAAAAGUUAGAAAUGGCGCAAAAUUUAACAAGAGAGAAUUUGCAGCGGUCUCAGCAGAAAAUGAAAGAUUAUUAUGAUCGAAAUGUUAGGGAACCUGUUUUUGAAGUUGGUCAGCGUGCUUGGGUUUAUACCCCUGGGUCUAAAAAGGGUUUGUCCAAGAAGCUCUUACAUAAUUGGUUAGGGCCAUACAGGAUUGUCGAGAAGUCCUCUCCUGUGCAUUUUCGGUUACGUACAGACACCAAUAAGAAGGUUACUUUUGCGGUUCACGCUAACCGAAUGAAACCAUUUGUCGAUCCAAAUUUGCGUCCAAUUGACCCUCCACUCGGUUAUGAUCCCAUCGAACCUUAUUUUGACGAGUCAGAUUUGCCAAAGGAUUGCUUUGAACCAGAAGUUCCUGUUGUUGAAAAUGCUAGUGCUAAUGAACAUUUGCGCGUUUCUAACUCUAGAGAGAAUUCUUUGUUAUCAGAAGAUGAAAACGUGUUGGAACAGUCACAGUCACACCCUGAUGACAUAGUAAUAGAUGAUGAGACUGUGUUUCGUGCUGAGAAGAUUCUAAAAUCGCGUAGAAUUAAAGGGAAAAUGCAGUAUCUUGUGAAAUGGUUUGAUUUUCCGAUGAGUGAGUCAACUUGGGAACCAGAAGAAAACAUUUUAGAUAAACGCCUUAUUGACGUUUUUCGUAGAUCACGGAAAUAGUUCAUUGUGUUUAUGUCGUUUACCUGUUAUUUGUGUGUUUCUUUCUUUCUUAGGAAUCAAGAUCGUUUUUUUUUUCUUCAUUUCAUGGAUUCCAUCACUAAAGCUCAGUCAUUGCUUUUCCUUGCAGUGUUUAGUUUGGUUUCCGUUCAAAUUCAUGUAGUAUACGCACAAAAAUUUGAUUCGCUCACUCAGAAAGUCACGUUUUAUCCGGGCUCCUUAUUGAUCAGUCAUUCGCCUAAGCCGCUUACUUUUUAUGAAGAUACUAAACUUUUGAAUGUUCACACAGUGUAUAAUUUUAUUGAGUUCGGUAGGAGUUUUGCUAUGAAUAACCGGUCUUGUUCUCCUCCUAUGGGAAAGUUUUACGACCAGGUUUUGCUAACAAUUCGCAGGUUUCAAAAAGUUAUUUCGUAGGCUUCUUUCUUUGCCAGGCUUUUCAACUUUAGUUGAGUGUGAUACCUAUUUAACGAGGUAUUUUCAGUUCAUGGUUGGUCAAGUCUCGAGAAUGUCAUGUCCAAGAGCAUAUAAAAGUUCUAUUUCCGAGUGUAAAACUUGGACUUUACAGUUUUGCCAUGGCAUUUCUAUGGACGAAAGACAAUGGUUGCUAGAAAACAGGCGUGUUCGUCGUUCAAACUGGAUGUGCCACGCAGGGGGUCUAGGUCUUUUUCGGGCAAUUUACACUGCAAAUGGUCAUAAAUGUGAGGAGAACCAUGUAAAAAACUUGAAGGCCGCCUUAAAAACUCUGAGCCGCGCUAUGUCUAUUUCACAGAGCAUGAUGCGUAUAAUUAAUGGGAAAGUUGUGUAUUUGUUCAAAAUUACUGAUCAGAUAGGCAGUAAGUUGAACGUUUUGGCUAAAGAUUUGAAAAUUGUUGACGAUACCUUUUCUGUUUGGCAGACACAACUUAAAAGAUUUGCUAAUACGGUUAGGUGUCACGAGGGUUUAACUAUGGAGUUUCUUUCCAAGUAUACUGCUGGUCUGAGUCGUGCUUUUGUUGCUUUCCUUAGACUUUUUGAAAUUCAGGGUACUUUAAGUCUGGUUUCCCACUUAAAUGGCAAAACGUUGAUAGGUUACUCAGAUUUACCUAAGUUUGUUGCUUCGCAUUUAUCGGCAAAACUCGUUGUUGAUCCUUCCUUGAAAUUGACCGUAUCAGCUUUUGAGGAAGGUUUGUCUAUUCUAGCAAGUCCUGUGGUUGAUGUUGAGCAUGACGGUCGUAACCUGACUGUUGAUAUUUUAUUGUUGGCACCUGUGAUCGGAGAUCAAAAUGACUUAUGUGUUGUAGAGCGUUUGACGUCGCUUAAGUUUAAUAUUUCGGGAAAGCGUUUCACAGGUCCUGUUCAACAUACAAACCUUGCUUUAAUUUCUUGCGCUAGAUCUAAACAGGUAGUCUCUUUUGAAGCGUUAGAUAGGUGUUUUGGUAGUGAAGUAGGUUUUCUUUGUCCUAAGAAUGUAUUAAAGUCGGUUUCUAGCUUGCAAUGGUUGGGUUUUGCUUGGAAUCCAGAUCUGAAACUUUCAUUCCCGAGGAAUCAUCAACCCGCUCCAGACUGUGACCACAUACAUCCGCUGAUUCAUCUUGGUGGCAGAUAUUUUCUUUUCAAAGUUCUCAGAUAAAAUGGUAUCAGCUAAUGGCGAUUUAUGGAUUAUUUCCUGAAUCUGAAGGUCGCCUGUUUGUUAAUUAGGGGUCAACUUUAUUUUUCAUAACAUAAGUUUAUAAAUGUUUAGCGAUUUUUGAGACAAUACUCAAUUUUUAGCUUCAUUUUUAAUGUUUAUUUUGGUGUUUUCUAUUUGUCGUUCUCCUGAGCAUCGGGGACGAUGCUUUUUCUGAGAAGGGAGGCAUGUUAGGAAGUAGUCUUGUGGUUAUAUUUGACAUUAUUAUCAUAAGGAUUUUUGAUGACAGUUCUGUUUGUUCUUUUUUGUUCUUCUCGUGAUUUAAGUUUCGUUAUGUUUGGGUUUGAGAAUCAAGGUUAACCAAUAUAUGCGUUAACAGGUUUUUGAGUGUUAUUGCCUUUUUAAUGGGUAUGUCGACAGAAGUGUCAUCAAGCUUGGGGUUUAAUUGAGUUUGAUUGUCAGUUUUUAAGUGGGUACGUUUUGGGACCAUUGCUGACCUUGCUUAUUACCUACAUCAGAGUUCCUGUUUUGGUUUAAGGUUUAGCCUCGUGGAUUUAGCUGUUGAGCUUUCAUUGGUUUUCUUGUAGGAUUGUUUAUUCCACUUUUGUUAACAACGGGAAAUUCGUUAGAAGUCAUUCCGAAUAGCUUUCGUAACUCUCAUGAUGAGCAAGCCUAAACGUACCUGCGUUAUGCUUAUAUAAGUUGUAUAGUUGGAUGGUUAGUAGAGUGUGAUUAGCUGUUGUAAGAAGCUGAGCUGUAGGCGUUUGUCUUGCCGCCAGUAAUUAAAAGAAGAAAGUAUCAAAGCUCUGUCAGAGUCCUGGAGUACUCUCCCUAGAGGAGCUGUCCUCGUCGAAGUAACCCCUAACACCUUGCUGCGGAGCCUUUUUGUUAUGACGUUAUGGGUAACAUUGAAAAUUGGUCAUAAGAGCAUCGUAUGCAGCCUUGAACCAAAAAGUAAAAGCACUUUUAUUCAAUUCUUCACUUGUGAUUGCUUAAAUCACAGUCGGUAUUCAGAAGUUAUACAUUACUUAACCGAAGAACAUUGCAGGUCAUUUCAGCAAGACAAAAAGUAGAAUACCCAAGAUUUCGCAAAAUAGGACUUGUUUUUUCUUUAAAGAAUGCAUUUUAACGAUGUUAAACUGUUAUUAUUCCUUUUCCGUUUCAGGUCCACUGUAUGUAGUUGUAGAAUUCGCUCCAAAUGGUAACUUAAGACAGUUUUUGAAGGAAAGUAGGCCAACCGCGGAAAUCCCCACAACCUUAACUGCAUUGAGAGACAGGAGGCCAGUCAGAGAGAACGGUUCAACAGUGACGUAUAUGGACCUGGUUUCCUUCUCUUAUCAGGUCUGCAGAGGAAUGGAAUAUCUGUCUUCGAAAAAGGUGUGUGUCAAGAUGUGGUAUUUUUCAGAUGACUGCCGGAACAAGUGAGCGUCUUACUCACACCAUGCACUGCGUGAAAUAAGUGACUUGGUGGAAUUUGGGUUAAAGACCAAGAACUUUGAAGAGAUGUGUGUGCAUAUGUGGUGGAAGUAUUGAGGGGUCAGUGAUGUAGUUUGGGCAAGAAUCCUUUUCCAACCCAACGUCAACUGUGAAAACAUAUCAUGAUGUUAGAUUCCUUUUGUCAUUGUUCUGUUCAGUUUUGUUAUUUUUAUUGUUCAGGUUGCGUUUCAGUAUUGAUCAAACCCAACGGACGUUGAUUCGUGUUUUCGCGAGCUACGAGUUACCAAGGGCUCGAUCUUCUUGAAGCCAUUCGGUAUUCAUGAAAAGAGAAGUCAUCAGCUAAGGCUAAGGUCGAUAACAAAUUUUUUGUCUUUUUGUUAGUGUAUUCAUCGUAAUCUUGCGGCCAGAAACGUUUUAGUUGCUGAGGAUAAUACCAUGAAAAUUGCAGACUUUGGUCUAUGUAGAGACGUGCAUUUAAAGGGUUAUUACAGAAAAACAACAGACGUGAGUAUAUACACACACACUAUACUUUCUUUUCAUACUCAUCAUUUUGCCAUCUCCGCCCGCAAAUAACAAAAGCUAGACGAUGCCGGCGGAGAGGAAAGGUUACAGCAAUCAUAACAGCUGAUAUUGUAAAGUAACCUAAAUAAACUUUGUGGAUAAAUAAGAAUUACAGAAAAACAAGCUAGCUAAAGAUACAAUAUAUAUAGUCUUACAGAAUGAUAUUACAAGAAAAAUUUACUACUAACAGGACCUAUCAAUUAUUAGUGCAUUUAGUCAAGGCUGCAGAACUUGUUUUUUUUUGUAGGAGAAUGGACACUUCAACAUAAUCGUCCUCUGCUUCCAUUAUCGAGAGCAAAAAGUCAUGAAAAAUGUUUUUUAAAAGCUCCUUUGGAGAGUUGACGAAAUUCGUUAGGAAUUUCGUUCCAAAGUUUAGCUUCAAAUUAAACUUGGAAAAAGAAUCUUGAUUUAGAUUCAAAGUUGAAGUUUUGGACAUAUUUGCAGACGAAGAAACCCUGGUCUCAUGCAUGCUUGUGCUUUGAAUUAGCUUUAGUAACGAGAUCACAGAUGUUAGACGGAGCAUUCAUGCAGGAGACGUCAAACACUAUAGAAGAUACUUUUUCAGCAUAUAACAUUUGUAAGGGUACAAUUUUUGAGGAAAUAAAUAAAGGCACAGCAUGGGCUCUGGGUUCAGAAAAAUACAUCAAACGAAGGACUCGUUUUUGAAGCACGAGAAUUUUUUGUAAAUGGGUUUUGGCAGUUUGACCCCAAGUCGCCAAACCAUAUGUUAGAUAAGGCAAUAUCAAUGAUUGAUAAAUAUUUAAAAGGGUUGUACGUGGGAGGAAGUGCCUAAGACGAGCAACAACACCAACAGUUCUGCUUAUUUUUAACGCGACAUUGUUAAUAUGAAAUUUCCAGCUUAAAUUGCUGUCCAAUAGGACGCCAAGAUAUUUAACAUGGUCUUCACACUGAAGCGUUGUAGGAAAUUGAGUACAGUUAUCAAUAAUUUCAAUGUUAACCGAGUAGUUCAACUUACGUUGAUAUGGACGAAAGAUAACAGUUUGACUUUUUAGCAUUGAGCGUUGACUUAUUUGCAUUGAGCACGGAGUAAAUUUCAAAGGUUCCUUCUUUUUUGCCUUUUUCGAAUAACCACAACGUUACACUGAGCUAACCUAUAACAAGAUCAGCAAUUUCGUCUUUCCCGAGCUUAAAAUUUCCAUUUUUUUUAAAGAAAUAUCCUGUUUACAUGACACGUUAUUAGUAGGGCCAUCCUGGGUAGCUGAGUUUCCUUUCUCCUUUGUUUCACACAGUUCGUUUUACAGGCACUGGACGGUGUCUCUUGGGGUAGAGCUUCCCUACCUUCUUUCUGCAAGCUUGAAACCUGACGAAUAGUUUCGUAGAUAGCAACUCGAAAGAAUAGCAGAAAACGAGCCUGACAGAAAGUAUUUUAUGAAGGAGGGUCAUACCCUCGAAGUCAAAAUAACGAAAACCAAGCCCAGAAAGAGAGCGAGAAAUCUGCAAUCAAUGUCUAGUUUUUUUUAAACUUUAACUUAAGGAACUUUUCUGCCCAUGUAAAAUCUCUUGAACCUGUAAGGGAGAGUGCCCCUACCAUAUUAAACUUACUGUUCAUGAAAAACGAGGCACGGUUCUUCUAACCUCUAGCUAGAGGCACCCUCUUCUCAUGUCAUACAGGCCCUAAAUCAUAGUCAUACUGACACCAUUCUCUUUAUGUUAAUUUUGUGAUACAUCUUCAAUUAGGGGCUUCUUCCAGUCAAGUGGAUGGCCGUUGAAUCCCUCUUUGAUCGCGUUUAUGAUACACAAAGUGACGUGUAAGUUUCUUGAAAUGUUACUUAGUCACAGCUAAGUACGGAGGUAUAUGAAAUGCGUUUUACAGAACCUAGUCUUAUUUAAUUGUCGUGUCACAAAAUUUUACUUUUAGCAAAAUUCAGCCACAUGGAAGCCUUCAAACAUUCUUUCCAUUUGUAGGAUAUCGUAAGCGGAUUGCAGUUGCCUUUUUUUAAAAAAACUGUUCAGCCUAACAACUUCUUAAAGUUUAAAUCGGUUGUGCUAUGAAUUUGAAUGAUCACACGCAGGAGACUUGUUCUGAAGCUGAGGUUUUUGCCAUUCAGGCGAUAAUUUCUUCGCACAGAAAGUUUAGUUUCAUAGUGAAUAAAUGGUUAAAACUAAACAAACUGGACUAAAUUUCCUCGACACAGUUUAUAAACCCCAAAGAGGUUUUAAUUUGUUUUCUUUCCUCUUUCAUUAGGUGGUCCUUUGGAAUACUCUUAUGGGAAAUGGUUACUUUUGGUACGUAAGUGGCAUUUUAUAUUGACGAGGAAAAAAGAAAAAGAAACAUUUCCCAUAAAAUAAGAAGGCCUUUUCCUUAGCAGGAAAAUACCAUUUACACUUUUUUCGUGGAUAAUAGUCACAAUUUAUUAAUAUCUUUUAAAUGCUCUUUUCUAGGAGGGUCUCCAUAUCCCGGCAUCCCUCUAAAAACUUUGUUUGAGCUUUUAAAAUCUGGAUACCGAAUGAAAAAGCCACUCAGCUGUCCAGAGAACAUGUAAGUAGCCAAACAAGCUUCAAUUUAUCGUGGUAAAUACAAAAAGGAGUCCCAUCCGAGGCCAAAGUAAGACAACCAACAAAAAAUACUGGUACUCUCAAAUUGAAAUGUAUAAAGAUGUAGAAUGAAGGAAGCAGCCACAUGGUCCCUGCUCCCACAGCCUCGCUUUCAUGAGUUAAGAACAUAUAUGAUAAGGUCCCGGAUGGCAGCAACGACCCUCUCACUGUCCCAAGAGAAAUUGAAAGCAAUGCUUUUGCAAACAUUUGAGGCAAACAAAGUACAUUUUUGGAGAUGUGCUAGUGGCAAAUGGAAGAACCAGAAAAAAAGACAUCCGGUAGUAUCGAGAAACAUAUUGUACGUGUUUUGGGUUUUUCUUGCCUCCUUAGGUAUCAGGUUAUGUUGAAAUGUUGGCAGGAGUCACCGAUGCAAAGACCUACAUUUGAGGAACUGGUCAAAGAGUUCGAUGCUAUGUUAGUGUCACUACCAGAUAAAGUUGACUCAACACGUCGAUUGGAAGAGGUAUAAGUAGGUUCACCCCUUACUUAGGUCGGCCAGUAUAGUGAUCACAUACCGUACUGUAAGAGUAAGACAAAAGUUAUUUGAAGCCGAAUUUCAGUCGGAAAGUCUAUAGUCCUCAAGGCGAGAGGUACCUGCAUUCAUAUCAGCCGGUUUAUACGUUAGUCCAUCUUUGAGACAGUUGAACAAUUUAAGUCCUGUCCAAUUUGUUUAGGACGGAUAUAGUUGAGACCGGAAGUAAACGAUUCUUUUUUCCCGGCGAAUUUUUCUUUCAUUAACGGCAAGUCAUAAUAACAAAUUAUAUCAUUAAUAAUAAAGAAAGUCUUUAUUCAAUACUCAUAAAAAGACCUAUGUACAGUGCUUCACUUAAAAAAGAAUUAAAACGAAAUUUGUACCUUAACAUCUGUUAGAACAAAAAGAAAAGAUCAUUAUGUCUCAAUAUCUCUUGAAAUAUAAUCCACGAAAAUGUUUCUCUGCUAAUUAUUAUUACUAUUACUAUUAGCAAUCACUACCAAUAUUUAACAUCUUUUCACUAAUUCCUCUUUAAAAUCUGCCACUAAGGUUUCCGAAGUAGACAUAACAGUGGGCGAAAACUGGGAGAUCGACAGAGAACUUAUCAACCUGCAGGAAGUUCUCGGAGAAGGCGCGUUUGGAAGGGUCAUGAAGGCGGAGGUGUUUGGAAUUCCCAAUAUGCCUUUCAGAUGCCAUGUCGCGGUCAAAAUGAUAAAAGGUGAGUUUUGUAUUUAGGUGUUGUAUACAAAACUAAGCUUUGCCAUUUCAUUAAAUUUUUUAUCGUUUGCCGCAAUAGAAAGAAGUCAAGACGGGAAAGAGAACAGGAAAAGGAAUAGAAUAAAAAAGUAAAGAAAGCUAAAAAAAAAAAGAGAAGAAAAGGGAAAAUAUUAAGCCUCAAACCCAGGACCAGAAGCAAAUAGGGUCAUACCGCCAGACCACGAAAACAAAAGAACAGAUGCUUUUUGAAGUUACCUUAUUUACUCUAAAGGGCGAUACCUCUCCUAAGCUCCGUACUUUGAAGCAAAAUUAGGGAGCUUUUAAAAGCAACGACGACGGCGACGGCAUUGAGAACGGAAAAAAGCAAUAGGUUUAGAUUGGCAAAAUAACUAUACACGACGAGCAUUACACUUUUUUUUACUUUUCUUUGCCGUCACUGCACGACUACGACGUGAAAAUGCCUAUUUAACGUUUUUUUUGGAGAACGUGAACACAAGACAAAGGCUUUCUUUUUCUUUUCUUUAACUUUGAUACAGUCUUCUAGAAAUCAACUCAAGAAAAAAAAAAUGUUAUCAUUUGACGAAUUGAACGAGAUGAAAUAAGCGCGAAAAAGUUUGAAGCAGCGCGACAAGCCAUAGCCGCGGUAGGCCACAGGGUAAGACAUGGCACAGGCUUAUCAGUGGCCUAGCGCAGGUUUUGUAUACACACCCGAAGAAGGCAAUUCCCUUAAACAUUUCUUAGCAGCUAAUUUUCCUACUGUGAUCUCGCUAUAGUUUGGAAAAGGAUUCUCCAAUUUUUUCCGAUACAACUACUGUGAUCCCCCCGUCUAUUUCCAAGAACGAAGUAUUCCAUCUCCUGCUAAUUAAUUGUGAGAUGGAUUGAGCAAGUAGAAUGUUUUAAAAAUGUAUGCCCCACUGCAGAAUAGCGACUUAAACUUUGAUACCUUGUUUAAGUGAAACAAAAGAACAACAACACAAAAAUAUGAGACAAAAAUAGGCGGGUACUCGUGGUUUUUAGGCACUUUUAUACUAAGGUGUUCGAAAGCGUCCGCCUCGAAAGCCCCACAUCGAAACCAUCGUUUUGGCGUUGUUUCUGGUAGUCCACACUCAAACAUCGAAAACGCCUAUUUGCAUGGCAAUGAGUCUUCGCAGUCGCCAGGUUAUUCUCAGAUAUUUGUAUUAUUUAGCGCGCCUACUCCAAGUAACAGUGCUACUUCCUUCUUUUCCCGCCAUUUUUGACUUGUUAAAUAUACAAGUGUUCAAAAACUUAAUGGAGGUCUUCUAAAACCUCCAUUUUUUGUAGUAUGAGCACAAGACCAGAAGGCCCAAAAAUGCUUGCGUUUUCAAACGAAUGCAAGUUAGCGUGGUGGAGGUCAUAUAAUACUUAAAUAGUUAACAUUAGGACUGUUAUGUCAAUUCCUGCAUUUCAGAGGAUGCCACAGAACAGGAACACACAGAUCUUGUUUCAGAGUUGGAGCUAAUGAAGACCAUUGGAAAACACAAGAACAUAAUCAAUUUGAUUGGCGCCUGCACUCAAGGAGGUUAGUUGACGGAGAAAUUGGGUGGAGAAAUUGGAGUUCUCCCCUACGGAAAACAAGAAAAAAUAUAUCCCUUCUGUAAACUUGAAGGUACACUCUUUGCCAUGCUGCGGAAUCUUUUUGUUAUAACGUUAUGGGUAAUAUUGAAAAUGGGUCAUAAGAACAUGUUAUGCAGCCUUGAACCAAAAAGUAAAAGCACUUUUGUUCAAUUCUACACUUGUGAUUGCUUAAAUCACAGUCGGUAUUCAGAAGUUAUAUAUUACUUAACCGAAGAACAUUGCAAGUCAUAUCAGCAAGACAAAAAAUAGAAUACCCAAGAUUUCGUAAAAUUAGAGGUGUUUUUUUUUUUUUUUUUUUAAAAAAAAGAAUGCAUUUUUACAAUGCUAAACUGUUAUUAUUCCUUUUAUCCUUCAGGUCCGCUGUAUGUAGUGGUAGAAUUCGCUCCAAAUGGUAACUUAAGACAGUUCUUGAGGGAAAGGAGGCCAACCAGGGAAAUCCCCACAACCUUAACUGCAUUGAGAGACAGGAGGCCAGUCAGAGAAAACGGUUCAACACUGACACACAUGGACCUGGUUUGCUUCUCGUAUCAGGUCUGCAGAGGAAUGGAAUAUCUGUCUUCGAAAAAGGUGUGUGUCAAGAUGUGGUAUUUUUCAGAUGACUGCCGGAAUAAGUGAGCGUUUUACUCACACCAUGCACUGCGUGAAAUAAGUGAUUUAGUGGAAUUUGGGAAUUUGGAAUGUGUGUGCUAAUGUGGUGUCGGUAUUGAGGGGUCAGUGAUGUAGUUUUGGCAAGAAUCCUUUUCCAACCCAACUUCAACGGUGAAAACAUAUCAUGAUGUUAGAUUCCUUUUGUCAUUGUUCUGUUCAGUUUUGUUACUUUUAUUGUUUAGGUUGCAUUUAAGUAUUGAUCAAACCCAGUGGGCGCUGAUUCGAGUUUUCGCGAGCUACGAGUUACCGAGGGCUCGAUCUUUGGCAAGCCUUCCGUGCAUGAAAAGAGAAGUCAUCAGCUAAGGCUUAGGUCAAUAACAAAUUUCUUAUCUUUUUAUUAGUGUAUUCAUCGUGAUCUUGCGGCCAGAAACGUUUUAGUUGCGGAGGAUAAUACGAUGAAAAUUGCAGACUUCGGUCUAUGUAGAGACGUGCAUCUAAAGGGUUAUUACAGAAAAACAACAGACGUGAGUAUUUCUUAGUAUAGUGUGCUUGAAGCGCUUAAACGAUCCUAAAAAUAUGGUUGAUUUUCAAACAAGAGGCUACACCUCUUCAAUGAAUGUCCCCCUCCCCUUUUCAAGAAGAUAACGCAUUGUCGAUAGAGAAAAGUCAUUUUCGUCCUGGGUGUUACGAUACAGUUAUCAAUUCGUUACAAUUUUCAUUUUUAUUUCCCGUCCAUGUGCUUGUGUCAUCUGUACCAUUGUAAAAGAACUUUCGGACCAUCCUUUCCGGCCUGCCUUUUUGUAUUGCGCACUGUUUUUUCGAUCAAGUUAAAUGAUGAAACGAAGUAAAUUUCAAAGGUUUCUUCUUUUUUGCCUUUUUUGAACAACCAGAACAUUACAUUGAGCUGCCUUAUGACUGGAUCAGCAAUUUUGUCUUUUCUGAGCUUAAAAUUUCCAUUUACCUUCUUUACAUGAGGGAGGGUGCCCCUUAUUAGAAGGGCCAUCCUGGCUCCUUUGUUUCACGCAGUUCGUUUUACAGGCACGGGACGGUGCCUCUUGGGGUAGGUAUUCCCUACCUUCUUUCUGCAAGCUUGAAACCUGACGAAUAUUUUUGUAGAUAUCAACUCGAAAGAAUGGCAGCAAACGACCCUGACAGAAAGCAUUUUACGAAGGAGGUUCAUACCCUCGAAGUCAAAAUAACCGAAAACCAGUCCCAGAAAGAGAGCGAGAAAUCUGCAAUCAAUAAUUAAGCCCCCCCGAUGUAGGAACUUUUCUGCUCAUGUAAAAUCUCUUGAACCUGUAAGGGAGGGUGCCCCUAGCAUGUUAAACUUACUAUACGAAAAGAACGGCGGAAACUUCAAUGCUGGGAGGUAGAGUUCUCCUGACCUCUAUAGAAAAACCCUCUUUCCAUGUCACACAAGCCCUAAUUCAUGAUUAUACUAACACCAUUGUCUUCAUGUUAAUUUUGUGAUACAUCUUCAAUUAGGGGCUUCUUCCAGUCAUGUGGAUGGCCGUUGAAUCCCUCUUUGAUCGCGUCUAUAGUACACAAAGUGACGUGUAAGUGCCUUGAAAUGUUACUUAGUAACUGCUAAGAAGUGACAUAUAUGAAAUGCUUUUUAGUGACCCUGGUGUAAUUUAAUUGUCGUAUCACAAAAUUUAGCAAAAUUCAGCCAUACGAAAGCCUUCAAACAAGUUUUCCAUUUUUAGGAUAUCGUAAGCGGAUUGCAGUUGCCUUUUUUUAAAAAAACUGUUCAGCCUAACAGCUUCUUAAAGUUUAAAUCGGUUGUGCUAUGAAUUUGAAUGAUCACACGCAGGAGACUUGUUCUGAAGCUGAGGUUUUGCCAUUCAGGCGAUAAUUUCUUCGCACUGAGCGUUUAAUUUCGAAGUGAAUAAAUAGUAAAACUAAACAAACUGGACUAAAUUUCCUCGACACCGUUUAUAAACCCCAAACAGGUUUUAAUUUGUUUUCUUUCCUCUUUCAUCAGCUGGUCCUUUGGAAUACUCUUAUGGGAAAUGGUUACUUUCGGUACGUAAGUGGCAUUUUAUGUUGACGAGGAAAAAAGAAAAGGAACAUUUCCCAUAAAAUAAGAAGGCCUUUUCCUUAGCAGGAAAAUACCAUUUACACGUUUUUAGUGGAUAAUAGUCACAAUUUAUUAAUAUCUUUUAAAUGCUCUUUUCUAGGAGGGUCUCCAUAUCCCGGCGUUCCUCUAGAAACUUUGUUUGAGCUUUUAAAAUCUGGAUACCGAAUGAAAAAGCCACUCAGCUGUCCAGAGAACAUGUAAGUAGCCAAACAAGCUUCAAUUUAUCGUGGUGAUUGAAAAAACGAGUCCCAUCCGAGGCCAAAGUAAGACAACCAACAAAAACUACUUGUACUCUCAAAUUGAAAUGUAUAAAAAUGUAGAAUGAAGGAAGCAGCCACAUGGUCCCUGCUCCCACAGCCUCGCUUUCAUGAGUUAAGAAUACAUAUGAUAAGGUCCCGGAUGGCAGCAAGGACCCUCUCACUGUCCCAAGAGAAAUUGAAAACAACGUUUAUGCAAAAUUUUGGGGCAAACAUGGUGUGUUUUUGGAGAAGCGCAGGUGGCGAAUGGAAGAACUAGAAAAAAAGACAUCCGUGUUUUGGGUUUUUCUUGCUUCCUUAGGUAUCAGGUUAUGUUGAAAUGUUGGCAUGAGUCACCGAUGCACAGACCUUCAUUUGAGGAACUGGUCAAAGAGUUUGAUGCUAUGUCAGUGUCACCAUCAGAUAAAGUUGACUCAACACGUCAAUUGGAAGAGGUAUAAGUGGGUUCAAUCCUUACUAAGUCGGCCAAUAUAGUGAUCACAUACCGUAAGAGUAAGACAAAAGUUAUUUGAAGUCGAAUUUCAAUCGGAAAGUCGGUUGUCCGUUGUCCAUCUUUAAGUCAGUUUAACAAUUUAAGUCCUGUCUGAUUUCUUUAGGACGGAUAUAGUUGAGACCGGAACUACAGGGUUCCUCUUUUCCCUGCUCAUGUUUCUUUCAUUAACUGCAAAUGAACCCAUUCUGACACCUGAAUCAGUGGGAUUACAACCUGUACAUAUAAAUAAAUAAAUAAAUAAAUAAAUAAUAAUAAUAAUAACAAUAAUAAUGAGACAAUAACAACAAAAAGUAAACAAAUGAGAAAAUCUGACAUAUGUCACUGACAAGUCUCAGUUUAUGCCAUUAGAGCUUUGUGGCUUAGUUUUCGUGAUUCAUUGCUUAUUACAGGAAGAAAUUCACCAGGAAGCGUCGCCUAUGAUUCCAUUGGCAACAAGAGCUUCAAAUUCCGCGUUAGUGUCGCCGUCAACUCUUCGAAACACUGGAGGAACUGAACAUGAAAUGGAGAAUGAUGGUAGGGACAAUGACAGCGUGUCCCCUGAUCAUGAUACCAACGUUAUUUGGGAAGUCUGCAAUCCAUCGAUGCCCACGAGACAAUUAAAAAGAGACCAGAAACCCCAGAUCCCUAAGAGAGCUGGCGAUAAAAAGGAAACAAGCGAUGCCACUUUUCCUCAGUUACCAAUAGAGACCGACGUGUGACAAUAGAUUAUAAAGAGGUGACCUCGAAUGUUGUUUGAUCAAUUACGUUUUUUAGUUGCUGAACUACAACUACGUUUUCUUUUUUCAAUCAGUAAAAAUAAAGACUUCUUGGUCAAUUUUUUAAAAUGUUUUUUAGAAACGAACAUACAGAAGGCCUAAAUGUAAUGAACGACUGUUUUAUCGUAAUUCGUAAUAAUUGUAGUAAUUUAUAAUAACUGUCGCAAUUUGUAAUAAUUUUGUAGUAAUUUGGUAAUAAUAAUAAUAAUAAUCAUGAUAAUAGGAAUAAAUAAAUCCUGAAUUUGUCUUUUAUGCUCAAGGGGAAUUUCGCGUCUUGUUUAGCUACCCUGAUGGAGGGGUGGAACAGUUUUGGGGCAACUACCCUCCUGUCGGUGUUUGUUCCUUAUAAUUUACAUUUUCCUUCAUGUAAACAUUCAAACCAGGGGUAUGGUGUUGCAGAGGGUGUGAUUGCCAAAAUCCCUACUGCAAAAGACUGAAAAGACACAAAAAAUUCUCCAUAGCCAUAAGAAAAAAUUGUUUCAGUUUAUGUUUUUGUUGUUCAGUGAAUAAAACCUUAAAAAAUGAGACAAUAACUAAACCUACUAAAUAUUGUAUACAAUUUUAUAGGAACUCUGUCAUUUUCAAAGUAAUAAAAAUAUCUCAAAAAAACGCACACGAACAACAAUGGUAUUCCUUGCAAAAAAGCUAAUAAACAUUCACCACAACUAAACAAAUUGCAAUUAAUUAACUUUAAAGGAGCUAUGUCACGACCUACGCAUGUGCGAGAUUUGCGCAGUACAAGCGGAAGCAACGAGCUGUCGGCCAUAUUGGAUUUGAGGAAGAUCCGUCGGUUUCUCCGAUUUUUUGUUAGAUUAACCCCCCUAGAAGUUGUCUUUAGGCAGUUUACAAUACAUUUUAUCCAUCUGGACCAUCAGGAGUUAGAAUUAUGGCCACGCGUGAGCUGGAGAGUUCCGUAAGCGGUAAGUUCCUUCGAUGUUGUUGAGGUGACAUGCAAAAAUUUGUGAAUUGUUAGAAGUAGUUUUUUUACGGUUCAAACCCGAAUUAUCGUCCUCGCAUUCCUCUCGUUUAGAAUCUCUUGUUCGUGUCGAAGCACUUGCUCAGAAAAACGAACCAACAACGUAAACAGAGGUUGUCCCUGUAACACAGAAGGCCUAAGAGAGAGUACAACUAAAGUUCUCCUUCAGCCAUGCAUUAAAGCAUUUUUUGCUUGAAAAUACUCUACGUACUUUUAACAUCCAAACUCGGAAGGCCUACCCUACGGCGUGGGCCCAGCAAAGGCCUGUUGUAAAUAGUAUAUAGAUUUAGCCGGGGCUAAAAGCGUAGCUCCAGUUGAUAAAUUCAUGAUUUAAAUCAAACAAUAAAAUCCGUCGUAAUUCACAAAUCAGUUAACUGGGGAUAUCCAUAUGACUUUUAAGGGUGGGGCUAGGUGAUUUUAGCGAAAAAAGGAUUUGCAAACUGUGCAAGAAUGAGAUUACAUCUAAAAUCUUACAUCGAGUAAAUAGUCGUAUUUGAACACUCAAUAAAUAGCAAUCACCUUUGACCACCGUAAAUUAGGCGUGGAAAACAAAUUCUUCCCAAACAAAAUGACCUAUUUGCCCACCUACACCACCUUUAUUUUAUAACGGUAAUAAGACAGUCCCGAAAUAUACGCUACAAAGGCCGUAAAGACACGAUAGUCCCUGGUGGCAGGCAAUUUGCACGUUAUAACUUAUCGGUUUUAUCUCUCUGUCUAAAUCGAGUCUAUAGGAAAGAUUUCAUUUGUGUGGCUCGCUACAAGUUUGCUUUACAAAUCUGGUUGCGCGUAAACCAGCCUUUUUACAUCAUCUCUGCGGUAAACAGAAGCACCAGGCGUUGUUUGUUCAUUGUACAGACCUGAACUGUACCGCAAAUGAUCCUCUACCUUAAGUGAUCCCCAACAUGGAUCGCAAAUGAUCCCGUGAAAAAUUGAGGAAUGGAAUGGAUCUUAGUUUGAUAUUAGAUGAAGAAUGGGGCUGUUUACAACGUAACUUGCAAGAGAAAAAAAAGAACCUUUUCUUCUCGCCUUCUAAAGAAAAAGGGAAGAAGGACACAAGAUCGCAGGUUAAUUUAAACAACGGGUAAAAAUAUUGAAUAAAUCUGGAAAGGAUUGGUAUCAGCCGUACUUCUUUCUUUGGCAAUUGCUUCAAAUUACGUUUCGUCGCUGUAAAAAUCUAAGAUAGGCAGGAUAUUACGCAGAAUUAACUCAAUUAUUUUAAACCCUAGAUUAAGCUCAACUUGAGGAAUAGAAACCUGGGCACCCUCUCCAUAGCAAAAGCUUUAUUGACUUAAACGAUUGUUUUUGGAAGUGUCGAAUUAAUUCUCAGAAUAUUUAACUUUGAUUUUCUCUGAAAUAUUAAUUCUACGUGAUUUUAAGCAAGACAUUUGUAUACCUGAGUGCCCUUUACGAGACAAGACAUGAUUUAAAAUAACAAACGUCAGAAUGUCAGUCGAAUUUAUCAAUCUGCACAGGUUUCCGUUUACUUCGAAAUAGCAGCUUGCUUAUAGUUAUAUUGUCACUAACCUGUAUUUUAUUUGUUGUGCCUUUGCUGGAGACAGUUACGAAGAAUCUAAACCUGGUAAUGACAAACCAAAAAGCGAGGUAAGCGGUAGUAAUGUUAUCCCAGAGAGAAUGUCAACAUUCGGAUUACUGUGAACAAGUAGCUAGGGACUCCAUUUAACAAACUUAUUUAGACACUGACCCCAGUACCAGUACGUUUUAAGCUUAAUUGUUAAAUUGUAACUGAGUGAACAAGACGCGGCGAUACGUAGCUAUUUUCUUGUUUCUUUCAGAUUUAAAGAUGUUUUAAAAUUAGUGUGUUAAAAGUUAGUUCUUAUUGCUUUUUUUAUUUGAACGAAGUCUUUAAUGCAUUUUUCAUUUGAAAAGCAAAAUUUUACUUUUACAAUUUUAAAAUUACAAUAAAAUUGACAUGAUGAUCCGCUAACUUGGGUCCAAGCCAUUCCUAUUAUUUUGGGAUCAUUUGCGGUCCAGUUUGGGGAUUAUUUACGGUAGAGGAUCAUUUGUGUUCCAUUUUGGGCAUCAUUUGCGGUACUGUACAGAACUGGGACAGAAUUUAUGUCAUUUUUUGCCCUUUUUAAAAAAAAGGAAUUCACCAUUAUACGGGACUAUUCAGUCAGGUCAAUCUGCCAUUAUGUAGUACGCAGGCGUAAUAAUGGGCUUUGCUCAAAAACGUUCGAAAAAUAAUAUUUUAAUUCAAUUUGCAAAGUCACCCGUCCUACCAGCCACUUUUGAAUUUUGCCAAGCGCCAAACUUGCUGUGCUAGCUGCUGGCGUUUGAAUACUGGAAGUGUGGAAAAGUCUGUCAAAGUCAGGAUAUUCAGUAUCACACUUUUUUCCUACUCAUCAACCCCUUAUCAUUCUUUACUUAGUUCUACUCUUCUCAGGGGUGUGGAAGUGUAUAAGAGAGGCAUGCAAGGAAAGUGCAACAUUAAACUCAGUUUGUCAGACUACUGCACACUUGCACACCUCUGAGAAGUGUAGAACCAAGUAAAAGUGAAAAGGCGUUUGUGACUGGGAGAAAAGUGCACCAAUAUCCUGACUUCGUUGGACUUUUCCACACUUCGAAACCUCUGAAAAGGAUACAACUAACUAAAGAAUAACAAGGGGUUGGUGACUUGGGGAAAAGUGUGACAAUAUCCUAACGUUGGGGGGCUUUUCCACACUUCUACACCUCUGAGAAGUGUAUAACUAAGUAAAGAAUGACAAGGGUUCGUAACUGGGGGGGUGGGGGGGGGGGAGUGUGACAUAAUCCUACCUUUGUCAGCCUUUUCCACACUUCCACACCUCUGAGAAGUGUAGAACUUGGGACGAGAAAGGAGAUUAAUGUACUUUCACACCUCCACACCUAUAAGAAGUAUACAAUUAAGGAUGAAAAAGCAAAUUAGGGAUCUUGUGGCCAGCGCUGUACAUUUGUGUCAAUCCAAGAUCUGUCUCAGUACCAAAGCUGCGCUCUUAGAGUUUGUAGCUGUGGCAGCAGCGAUCGCCUCAUACAGUGUAUGAUAAUCUGGUCCAAGGAUUCUUAGCUUGCCAGACUAAAGUAUAUCUUAGCCUGCACAAAUCUGAGUUGUCCCAAAGUUGAAAAUUUGUGGAGUUAAUGCCCCACUUGCCCCACCUGUAGCGCCGCCUUUGCAAGUCGCCAUACAAAUGCCGGUUUUUCGCUGAAGUUCAAAUCCGCUGCAAUUUUUUUUCAGCUCCAGCCCAAGCUACUAUCUGGGAGAUCUGCUCGAAAAAACCUUCAUUGUUUGUCCAUCAAAUCGAGCCAUUUGUGCCGGACAUCAAGGCACGUCUGGCUUUCGUCCAGUGCCUGUGGACACUGUUGCGCCUACCAACUACAGUGGCACCUCGAUAUAACGAAGGCUCAAGGGACGACCGGCAAAAUCUGUUCGCUAUAAAGAGGUUUCGUUAUAUCGAGGUAAAAGAAAAUCGUUCGUUAUUGGCCGUUUCGGAGUUGUGUAGGCCGGAACUGGGGCGAGUUUCAAAUUUACAUUAAUUGAUAAACUGAUAAACUGACACCACCAUAUUUAACAAUUAAUGAAUGUGGCUGAGUAUCUGAGUAUUAUGGAGAUCGAGGAGGGUGUUAUCCGUCGAGGCCGUAGGCCAGGCGGAUAAUACCCUCCAAGAUCUCCAUAAUUCUUCAUAUGAUACGAAAGCCGAAUUCAAUAAUUGUUUUAUUAUUCAUUCAAAAUAAUUCCUAGUUUAAAAACGUGGCUAAAACAUGCUUACCUCCAUCGAUCCAUCGAUGUUAAGUUCAUCUUCGAUAGUGCACGUUUAGGUUUAUGCAGCUCCGCAAAUAUUCUGCAAAUAGCAGAUGUCGCCCUUCGAGUUGUCUUCUUGCUCUUCUUGCCAUGUUUUUAGCUACUUUUUUGCCUAGUUCUUACUCUUGAAACGAGUGAAAUGUCCGCCAUUUUUCAAGUUCACAAGCAAAGCAACUCAACCUCGUCCCCAGGUCUUCUCGGUUAACGGUGCUUUAACCUGCGAAAACACUGCAUUUUUGACGUCAUUUCCUCGUUAAACACAGAAUUCUUCCAAAUUUGGUCUUCAGUAACUGGUUAUGGUGAAUUAAACGUGUGCUUUUAGCCAAUCAGAAUCGGGAAAAUAUUUUGAGUGAGUAAUAAAAAAGGUUAUUUGACCAAGUUUGGUGCUCUAAGGUUGAACAGGGAUCAAGUUAUGACCCUUGAAACAUGGUUAAAGAUUCAUACAAACGUCUUUAUAAUUUUGAGAUCGCGUCCCCCAAAACCAUGUAAACUCGAUCUUUAAGAUAUUUUUCAGUUUUUCUGUCAAACUGUAAAAUUCGUCAAGCAUCUACUACUUGGAAGAAACUAAUUCGAAAAUUACUAUGUUUGCCCAUUUUCGGGAAUAUCACAGAAAUCGUGAAAAAAAUUAAGAGUUUAUAUGGUUUUGGGUGACGCUGUAACAAAAUUACAGACGUUUGUAUGGUUUUUAACUAUGUUUCAAGAGUCAUAACUUGGUCCCUGUUCAACCUUAGAGCAACAAACUUGGUCAAAUAACCAAUCUCAACAUGACCUUUUAUCUGGUGGUGUCAGUUCAUCGAUUAGAAUAAAUUUGAAACCUGCCCCAGUUCCUUACGCAACUCCAAAAUGGCCAAUACCAAGGACUUCGUUACAUAAAGGUUCGUUGUAUCGAGGUUUCACUCUAAUUCGCUACGGUGACAACUAGCACUUACACGACGGGUGCAAGGGCGGAAAUGGCUUAUGAUGGAGCCUAGUUAACAAAAUUUGCCCAAAUUCAGCCGUUAGCUAGGCAGCGACUGGUUCCGGAAAUGAUGAAGGAACGUUAAGUACUGAAUAAAACUAGCGGGAGUGUAUUAUCAGGUUUAAAAACACAAAAAUUCGAGGCUCGCCCGAUAAUACACAACUGCGAGUUUUUUGAACGGCUUCAAAAUCUCUGAUAUCAACUCAUUCUUGCACUAAUAUUUAGAUUUGGGGCUAUUUUGGUCAAGUUUAGCCGUGUCUUUAUCAGAUAUAAAGAGACUAAAUAAACAUUAAUUUCUUUCGGUUUUUUCUCCAUGAAUUAUUUAUAAGUUUUGAAGCCAACAUAGCAAAUAGACCAAAUAUAAAGGAAGGAACGAAUGGGCAAAAUUAAAGAAACUUGAAGCGGUUUGCAAUCAACUUUUUCUAACGUAUAAUAUAUCUGUUGUAUCAAUUUGAAUAACGAUGCUCUGAAGACAUAUUUCUUUGUUCUGAACAAGUGAUUUUUUCUUUUUUCAAGUUUACUGCGAAUAAUUGAACUAACCUGCCGUGAAGCAGCUUGAAUAACUUCUCCAAUUAUCAGCACUGACAUCACCUUGGCAGCUGUUUCGCCCUUUUUGGGACUCAUCAGCAUGGCAAGGCCGUCGGGUCUAUGAACGGGCGAACCCAUGUCUUAAAGACCCUUUACUAGUCAUACCUCGGAGAUGGUACGUGUGCUUCAGUGCUGAUAAUUGCUGUUGAACUCCAUGACGGAAUCAAAUAUGGUAACAAUAUGUUUUCCCAUUCUUUCAUCAGGUGGUCCUUUGGAAUAUUUUUAAGGGAAAUAGUUACUUUUGGUACGUAAGUGGCAUUGAUAUCCACGAGACAAAAAAGCCAUAGGUGGAGAAUAAUAUCUAGUAGUAAACCUUUAUUUAACUAGGGUAAUCCCUUCAGAAUACUUAAAAGUAUAUCUGUUAUCAAUAGGAGCCCUAAAUUAAGACUAAUAAAAGAGUUCAAAAUUAAUAAUAAGAAACUAAGUAACUAUAAGUUAAUAAUAGCACAGUAUAACAAUUAAAACUAAUUCUUAUUUACUAAAUAAUUAUUAUACACAACUGAGCCAUUAUAAUAAGAACUUUUCUUGGCGGUCUCAGUUCUUACUGCAGGAACGUAUAUAAAAUUGCUUCUUCUUGUUUCUCUUGAAAUAACUUCCUUAUUCAACUUAUUUCAUCACCCUAGCCCGUUGGUCAAUCUUGACGUCGCGCGGACAUCGGGACAAGGGAGAUGGCGUUUUAUAGGGACUAGGCUGCCUUUUGACGUAUUUUAAACGGUUUAUAUUCGCACUUCUAUUAACGUCUUUCAAUAAAUGAUUCUAGGUGGGUCACCUUACUCUGUCGUUCCUUUAGAAAACCUGUUUGACCUUUUAAAAUCUGGAUACCGAAUGGAAAAGCCACUCAGCUGUCCACGCAGAGAGCACGUAAGUAGCCGAACUGGUUUCGUUAUCAUUUCCCAAAUCAGUGAACCAGAAAUGGUUUCAUUGGUAUGUGUUUGUGUCGAAGAACUUGGUAUUGGUUUUGAAAAAGCUUACUUUAAACCCCACAAUGUCAUUUUAAACGCCCUGUUUCUCAAUAACCAACCACGUUUCGGUAUGUGCCCUGCCCAAAAUGGGCGCCUAACAACUCUCUUUCUAAGCAAGCUCAUCCCCAAACUCAGUCUAUAAAAUACAAAGGAUGUAAUGAGUGGGCUCUCGUCUCAGCUCCACCUCCUCGCACUCGGUUUUUGCACCUACAUCCAAAAUAACGUUCGAUAACGUAAAUAACGUACGAUAAAACGAAAACAGAGGGCUGCGAAUACAGCAAGGGAAAAAAAGCCUUCCUAAACGGUAAUCGAAGAACCGAUAGUCGUUUUGAACCCGUUUUAGCUCGGGAUAUGCGUAGAAAAUAGAACAAGGAGCCGACAGCGAUUUCCAGAAGUCAUGGAAAACAUAUUUUGUGUUUUCGUGUGAUCUUUUUCGCUUAGUCAUCAGAUUAUCUUGAAAUGUUGGCCUGAAUCGCCCACACAAAGACCUACAUUUGAGGAAAUGGUCAAAGAGUUUGAUGCUUUGUUGGUGACUUUAUCAGAUAACUGA